Molecule: messenger RNA, 1306 nt
Organism: Cinclus cinclus
Lineage: Eukaryota; Metazoa; Chordata; Aves; Passeriformes; Cinclidae
Gene: FAM204A
Product: family with sequence similarity 204 member A
Exons: 8
Coding region: 294-992 (232 amino acids)
Source: RefSeq, a predicted model, not a curated record
UGGCAGGACGGCGGGGGCCGGCUGCAUUCCCUCAGGCCGGCGUUGAACCGCGUUUCUCUUCGCGUCGCUGCCUCCGGAGCUUCCCUGGCCUGCCGCCUCUCCGGGCGGGCUCUUCCCUGUCACGGCCCGGCGGCGAAGGGAUGUGGGUGUGCUGCCCCUGUGUGCUGCCCCUGCACGGGAGGUGUUUACUGCAGUGUCACCCCUAAACUGAAAGCUGUUGUUUUUGUGUUGGGAUGGGUAACCUGGUGUCUUUGCAGUGACUUGAAAUAGUUCAGACUUACUUAAACUGGAAGAUGUGGAGUGGGCUGUUACCUCCAGGACUGAAUGAAAGCGAUGUUGAUCUAAGUUCCGAUGAUGGAGGCGAAUCACUUGAUUCCUGCUCAAAAGAAGAUACUGAAAGACUUAAGGGGACUGGACAGGAGAUUAAUGCCAGCAGUGAAUCUAUUGUACCAGUGACAGAUGAAGAAACUGCAUCUCAAACGUGCCCUCCUGGAGUUUCUGUAAAUAUCUGGAAUAAAUUUGUGGAACUUCAGAAGAAACACCGUAAAAUGAAAAUGCAAAUAAAAGAGGAAAACAGAUGCCGAAAAAGAAAGCGACGUCGAAAAGCAAAACAGAAAAAGACCGAUGAAGUGGCUCAGAGUAGUCAGCAGUUGGAAAAUGAAGACAAAUGGAAAGAACUUACACAAUACUUUGGGAUCAAUGAUAGAUUUGAAUCACCUGUGUACAGCAGGGCUCCACAAAAGUCUGGCCUUGAAUUGAGCAUAGAGAAGUGUGUGGCUGAAGGUGACAUUGCCAAGGCUGAGGAGCUGAGUGACAGAUUAGCCAUUCGUGAGCUUGGUGUGAAAAUUGCCAAAGCUGCCGCUUGCCGCAACUUUGUGAAAGCCAAGCAAGAAGCAGAGGCUGCCCAAGAAGCUCAAAAGAAAAAGAAGCUUGCUUGGGGAUUUGAAGCCAAGAAAAGAUGGGAAACAAAAAGCAACAUGGGAUACAUGUAAUCCAUCCUGUUUUCUUCAGGAGUCAUAUACCUGUUGUUACUUGAAGAAUUUUUGUGGGCAGCUUAUUAAAUCUAAACAUAAAAGCCCCCCAAAACAAAACACAACACAUCAAAUGCUUUGUAUUUAUCUUAAUGCUUUUAAACUGCACUAUCUUAUUUUGGCACUCUCUUAUAAAACAGCAAAAAUACUAUCUAAACAUCAAUACUGUGUUAAAUUUUCCUCCUAGAUAUGAAACAUAAAGAUAAUGCAUUUCAGGAUGAAUUUGGAGUCUGCUUGAGAACUCUGAAGUUGAAAUAAAAUCCUUGGUCCAAAUG